GCCUGGAGGGUGCAGGUCCACAGUGAGUUGUGCAACCAGGGGAGUGGAAAAGCCUGCUCAGCCCAGGCUUGUGGAAAGGAGGCAUCCCAGGCUUGCCUGUGCCAAGGUGCAGCGUGAGCCAGCCCUUGGCUGGUGGGCAGGGCGGAGUCUCUCAGAGAAGCCAGUCCCCCCGCUACAGGUGAAGAUCUCGAGACACCUUGUUCAGGAGCGCACGCAGGAGGUGACAGGCACCCUCUGCACCGUGCGGGGAGCAGGCAGUCACCCAGGAGUGUGGGAGCCGGCUCCUCCUGGUGUGGCCUUGGUGGCCCGCACAGCCGCGCAGGUUCCAGGGCCAGCCCUCUCUCCACAGCCAAAGGACAGGGCAACAUGAGCUGGUCAAGGCACAUGGGCAAGAUCCGGAAGCGUCUGGAAGACGUCAAGAACCAGUGGGUCCGGCCGGCCAGGGCAGACUUCAGUGACAAUGAGAGCGCCCGGCUGGCCACAGAUGCCCUCCUGGAUGGGGGUCCUGAGGCCUACAGGCGGGUGCUCAGCCAGGAAGGGGAGGUGGACUUUCUGUCCUCGCUGGAGGCCCAGUACGUCCAGGCCCAGGCCAAGGAGCCCUGCUGUGUCCCAGAGCCUGCAGGAGCGGCCGAGGGUGGGCCCAAGGGACAGGCCUCCUGCUCCUUGCAGUCAGGAACCUACUCGCCCCCGGCCUCUGAGGGCAGCGAGCCAGGCCUGCUGCACACCUGGGCUUUGGCUGAGAAGCCCUACCUCAAGGAGAAAUCCAGCGCCACCGUGUACUUCCAGACAGACAAACACAGCAACAUCAGGGACCUCGUCCGGCGCUGCAUCUCCCGGAGCAGCCAGGUCCUGGCCAUCUUGAUGGAUGUGUUCACGGAUGUGGAGGUCCUCUGUGACAUUCUAGAGGCAGCCAACAAACGCGGGGUGUUUGUCUGUGUGCUCCUGGACCAGCGAGGCACAAAGCUCUUCCAGGAAAUGUGUGACAAGGUCCAGCUCUCUGACAGUCACCUCAAGUGCCACAGAGAAGUGGGAGAAGCUCUCCGGGCCACUGGGGCAUCCUUCCCUGAGCCUGCCCAGCCACCGCGGACAGUGGACAGCUUCUCCUGGCUUUGCGGACACGUGCACCGGAACAUCCUCUGUAAGUUCACAGGCCCGGCGGUGGAGCUGUUCGACGAGGAGUUCCGCCACCUCUAUGCCUCCUCCAAGCCCCUGAUGGGCCUGAAGUGUCCCAGGCCGGCGGCCCCGCUGCAGCCCAGAGCUGUCCCCAGCACCUCCAAUGGCCGCCUCAGUAGCGACAGCUGUUCCACCAGUGACCACACGUCUUCCAACCCCUUUAGCAGCCCAUCGGUGGGCAGUAGCCCCCCAAAGCAGAGACUGUCCACUUCCUCAGGGCCCGGGAGUCCCCUGGCUCCCAAGCCAGUCCAGCCUCCCAGGUAUCAGCCCUACCACAGCCCCUGGGGAGCCCCGGCUCCACAGGCUCUCUUCCCCGCAAGGACCACCAGUGGCCCACCUGUCCCCUACAGCAACCUCAACGCCUACCAGUCCACACGGCUGCAGCUCGAGCAGUUGGGCCUGGUGCCCAGGGUGCCGCACAUCUGGAGACCCUUUCCACAGGCCUCACCUCAUUUCUGAAGGGUCUCCUGUCCCUGCCACCUCUCCCCAGGGCCAGGGCCUGGCACUCUUGGGUUCACUGCCUCGAAGAGCCCACCUCAUCUACAGCAUUGAGCCUGCAUCGCCUCGAGGCACCAGGCACCAGGAUCAAAUCACUGCCCGUGUGAGUGAGUCUCCCAGCCCUCUUGUCAGCCUCCACUGGUGCUUGGCUUCCCCUCUCUGGCUUGGCCUGUGCAGCUUGUUCCAGAAGGUUGUGGGGAAGGAGGAGGUGGGAGUAGUUAGAGACAAAAUCAUAAUGUCACAGUCCUUUCUACAAAAGAUCCUCCAGAGCUUUAAAAAGUAAUGGUCAGGCGCUUCCCUAGCAAGCACAAGGGCCCGAGUUCAAUCCCCAUUUCUGCAAA
Messenger RNA from Octodon degus (degu), 2012 nucleotides. RefSeq names its product family with sequence similarity 83 member A (gene Sack1a). Gene Ontology annotation, biological process: epidermal growth factor receptor signaling pathway. Lineage: Eukaryota; Metazoa; Chordata; Mammalia; Rodentia; Octodontidae. The coding region runs from base 367 to 1632 and encodes 421 amino acids. The record is from RefSeq and is a predicted model, not a curated record. The transcript has 4 exons.